AUGCCUGCUGGCGAUCAGACUAAGGUAACGGAGCCUGCUGGCGACGGAACGCUAAACAGACGCUCCAGCAAAAACAACGCCAAACUGCACGGUGGGAAACGAAAGGACACUGCCAGCACCCGUCCAACCCCAAGUAAGGUUACGCUAAUGGGCCUGUCGAUGCAGAAGAGGAAACAGCCAACGAAGAAAGCCCCCCCUAUCGGCUCGCAGCGUGAAUUCCCUUGCCGCCCAUGUGUUACUCGCGCCACAAAAGCACCUGGCCACGAGUAUACUGGUGCGGCAUGUUGGGACUGCGCCAAAAUGGGACACACUUGCAAGCCUGUGCCCGCUGGCGCCGUUGCAGCCGUGCGUGCUUUUUGGCGGUUAAAUCGGCAGAUCAGAGACACUAAUGGCCAGCCCGACGACGCCUGGCGUAAUGCUGCGCAGUACGCAGCACAGCAGCUACGUGCCUGUGACGCCGCUCGGCUCUGGAUCAUAAAUAUGGCCGCUGCUAUUCCGCUGCUGCUCCGCACCGCCUUCGGAAUUGAAAUUUCGAUCAGUUUUCUACCAGAAUCAGUCGCGCCAUGGGGCUGGAGUACAUGGUCCAAAGUACUGUACUACUUUUUACUACCCGUGCCCGCACCCACUUUUGCAGUGGGUGCUGUACAUGGUUACUGCGUGCAAGCCGGGAAGAAACCUGGUCCGGAAUGGUGCUGA
Beauveria bassiana ARSEF 2860 is the source of this 696-nucleotide messenger RNA. RefSeq lists its product as uncharacterized. NCBI's taxonomy places the organism in Eukaryota, Fungi, Ascomycota, Sordariomycetes, Hypocreales, Cordycipitaceae. The transcript is spliced from 7 exons. The record is from RefSeq and is a predicted model, not a curated record. Bases 1 to 696 code for a protein of 231 amino acids.